GUAGUAGUAGUAGUAGUGAAGAAAGAAGUGAGAACCAACUUUCCAUAUUUUUCGAGUCUAUAGGGUUUCUUUUUCUUCUUCUUCUUCUUCUCUCCAAUGGCGGAAGAAUCGCAAUAUGAAACUUCCACCACUCCUCCCUCGUUGAAGCGCAAGUACGACGACCAACAACCACCGCCCUCCGCCCGCCAAAGCGGUUUUUCCUCCCCUGACGCCCCCCCUCCACCGUCAUACAACAGCGUCCCUCCGCCGGCCCCCUCUGGCAUCGAGCUCGCCAAGCAGCGUGCACAGGAGGUCGCCGCCCGCCUCCUUAGCGGCGCCCCACCCCCCGCAGCCACGGGUCUCGAUGUCAAGCGUCCCAAGGUCGAUAACGGCACAGCUCCUCCCUCGGGUUUCGAUUCCAUGGGUGAUGUGAAGGCUCAGUACUCGGUCCCUACCAUUUCUCCUUCUGCGGUUUCUUAUGGGUACCAGGGUGCGAGCAAGAAGAUUGAUAUCCCCAAUGGAAGGGUGGGUGUUAUUAUUGGCAAGGGUGGUGAGACCAUCAAGUACCUUCAGCUCCAAUCUGGGGCAAAAAUUCAGGUUACCCGUGACAUGGAUGCUGACCCCAAUUUGCCCACUAGGACAGUUGAGCUUACGGGCACUUCUGAAGCCAUUGCUACUGCUGAGAAGCUCAUCAAUGAAGUUCUUGCUGAGGCCGAAUCCGGAGGUUCUGGCAUUGUUGCUAGACGAGUAGCUGGACAAGCUGGUUCUGAUGAAUUUGUGAUGAAGAUCCCAAAUAACAAGGUUGGCCUUAUAAUCGGUAAAGGUGGGGAAACAAUCAAGAAUAUGCAAGCUUCGACUGGUGCAAGAAUUCAGGUGAUUCCUCUUCAUCUUCCCCCCGGUGACACAUCCACAGAAAGAACAUUAAAAGUUGAAGGGACACCUGAACAAAUUGAGUCUGCAAAACAGUUGGUUAAUCAAGUCAUCAGUGGUGAGAAUCGUCUUAGAAAUCCAGCAAUGACUGGUGGUUAUGCUCAGCAAGGUUACCAAUCCCGGCCACCAUCUAGCUGGGGUCCUCCCGGUGCUCCCAUGCAGCAAGCUGGUUAUGGUUACGUGCAGCCCGGUGGCUACUCUGGUCCAACAGGCCAGUAUAACCAGCAACCAUAUGCAGGCUAUCCACCUGCUUCAUCUGGUGGAUACUCCACCAAUUGGGACCAGUCCUCCGCACCACCAGCCCAGCAGUCUACUCAUGGUGCUGGGUAUGAUUACUAUGGUCAACAGCAGCAAAAUCCUGGCGGUGCACCUCCUGCUGAUGGGAGUGGUUACAAUUAUAGUCAACCACCUUCCUCUAGUUAUAACCAACCUGGGCAUGGCUAUUCUCAAGAUGGCUAUGGUGGGUAUCAUGCACCACCGCAAUCAGGGUAUGGGCAGCAACCAUCAUAUGAUCAACAGCAAGGUUAUGGCUCAGCCCCUAGCUAUGGCAGUGGAAGCAACACAGCACAAGAGGGCCACGCUCCUAAUUAUGGAUCACAUGGUGAUUCAACCCAAGUUCCACCUGUGCAGCCCUCUUCAACGUCUCAGCAAGGUUAUGGUUCUGGCCAACAGCCAAGUCCAAAUGCUGCCAACUAUCCUCCACAAGGAACUGCUCAGCCUGGCUAUGGGGUGCCCCCGACUUCCCAAGCAGGGUAUGGAAAUCCACCUCCCCAAUCUGGUUAUGGAGGUGGCUAUGGUCCCCCACCACAGUCGCAAAAGCCGGGUGGUACACCACCUGCCCAGCCACUACCUUACGGUCAACAGGAACCAGGGUCUCAAAGGGCUCCACCAACUGGUUAUGGCAGUGCAGGACAACCAGGGUAUGGUCCCCCAUAUGGUGCUCCAGGUGGUCAACCUGGAUAUGGUCAGCCUCCGACAUCAUACAGCAACAGUUAUGCUUCUGGUUACCCUCAGCCUCCGGCAUAUUCUGGUGAUGGUAAUGCAGGAGCACCUGCGCAGGCUGCUCAACAGGGAAGUGUUCCUAAAACUUCACCUGAGAGUUGAUAUUGUAGUUUUGAUAACUUUGGUACUUAUGGAUUGAGGACUAGUACUGGUAGUUUAUCUUGUUUUAGUGAUAUUGACAUAGGCAUUGUUGAGUUGACAAUAGCAUGGCCGCCUGUUAUCUUUUGAGAUUAUU
Messenger RNA from Arachis stenosperma, 2146 nucleotides. RefSeq lists its product as uncharacterized. Gene Ontology annotation, molecular function: mRNA binding. The coding region runs from base 97 to 2013 and encodes 638 amino acids. The transcript has 6 exons. Gene Ontology annotation, cellular component: cytoplasm. NCBI's taxonomy places the organism in Eukaryota, Viridiplantae, Streptophyta, Magnoliopsida, Fabales, Fabaceae. Gene Ontology annotation, biological process: regulation of gene expression. The record is from RefSeq and is a predicted model, not a curated record.